Molecule: messenger RNA, 1610 nt
Organism: Daucus carota subsp. sativus
Lineage: Eukaryota; Viridiplantae; Streptophyta; Magnoliopsida; Apiales; Apiaceae
Exons: 11
Coding region: 92-1384 (430 amino acids)
Cellular component (GO): mitochondrion
Molecular function (GO): protein binding
Source: RefSeq, a predicted model, not a curated record
UUAUCACAGAUAAAGCUACACAGACACUGCACUUCGAGAUAGAACCCAAUUCAAAGCUUCGAUUUUUAAACAAAAUCGAGACGACUCCGCGAUGUUUCGUGCUGCAAGCAAGCUCUCAACGGCGGCGAGGCCGAUUUUUUCGGCGACUUUUUCGCUCUCCAAACCCGUUUGUAAUUCAACCUUUUUAUCACAGUUAUCAAACACAAAAUCACAAAAGAUUAGGUUUUUUUCAUCAAGUGAUGUUUUUAAGGCCAGCCCAGUUGCUGUUGAGAUGAUUAAUUAUGCUCUGUCUCUCGCAAGAUCCCAAAAAUCAGAUGAAUCAUAUGCACAAGGUUUAUUAGUGUUGGAACAGUGUCAAUCUACGCAGCAGGAUGAUAAUUCGAAGGGUCUUGUCUUACUUGGCAUGUCUACCUUAUUCUCGGAAAGAGGGAAUUAUGAGGAAGCGAUUGAGCAGCUUAAGAAAGUUAAAGACUUGGCAGUUUCGUCGUUGGCUAUUAAAGUGGCUGCUUCAGAAGCUCUUGUGGGACUUCACUUAGAGCUUGGUCAGGAUGAUUCUUCAUCAGUGCUCGCAGAUAUAUGCUUACAACUUUUAGAAUCUGUCAAAAUGGAAACUGGCAGUGGUUAUGGAGAUGGAGUACUGGAUGCUCGUGCUAAGGCUUUAAAAGGGCUGGUUGAGCUUGUCCGUGGUGAUCUUGAAUCAUCGGAUCUAUAUUUUCAAGGACUUGAGGGAAUUAAAGGCAAUGUUGCUUUAUCAUAUGGAGGGUUCCUUCAUGCCAAGCAGAAUUUCCCGAUGGCAAAGGAGCUAUAUGAGAAAGUUAUCCAGGGGGCAACAGAAACAAAAGAUUUAAGCGAUCCUCAUAACUUUGCAGCUGGUAAUAUGGCUUUGGAGGAAGUUCUCCUGGCAGCUACUUGCUCAUUGGGGCAGCUUGAGGCACACUUAGGAAAUUUUUCUGAGGCAGAAGAGAUGCUGACUCAAGCAUUGACUAAAACGGAAGAACAUUUUGGCUCACGUCAUCCCAAGGUUGGGGUUGUUUUAACCUGCAUAGCUCUUAUGUAUAGACACAAAGCAGCAACAGAACGGUCAAGUUCCCUUUUGAUUCAAGAGGGACUAUAUAGGAGAGCUUUGGAAAUGCUAAAAGCUCCUUCACUAGAAGCUAGCGAUGUGGACAAGGUGCACAGAAGGGACAUUGUUGCUCUUGCAAGAGGAGGGUAUGCUGAACUGCUAUGCGUGCAACAAAACAGAAAGGCUGAAGGAGAAAAGAUGAAAAAGUGGGCAGAAACUGCAUGGAAAAAUCGCCGUUUAUCAGUAGCUGAUGCACUAAAUAUAUCCGAGCCUACUUCUAAGGUGCCAGUUGUUGAUCUUAGGAUUAGCAGAGUUUUGUAAUUAUCUGCCUAGAGCUUCUGACCAAGCAAGUAAUGUGAAUGUUUACAUAUUCUAUGGUUGUAAAAUUUUAUCAGAACCUGUAAUAUCUAGCGAGACCAUCAGAAUGUGUGAUGUAGUCUUGAAGAGCAUACUAGAGAAUAACACGAGAUCAACAGAAUGUAUGGUUCUGUACUAUCUUCUAGAGAUGCCUGAGAAUGCCAAAUGAUGAAUAAGCUUUCUGUUUGUU